Contarinia nasturtii (swede midge) is the source of this 1882-nucleotide messenger RNA. RefSeq names its product cystathionine beta-synthase-like. NCBI's taxonomy places the organism in Eukaryota, Metazoa, Arthropoda, Insecta, Diptera, Cecidomyiidae. Gene Ontology annotation, cellular component: cytoplasm. Gene Ontology annotation, molecular function: cystathionine beta-synthase activity; cysteine synthase activity. The transcript has 7 exons. Bases 161 to 1639 code for a protein of 492 amino acids. The record is from RefSeq and is a predicted model, not a curated record.
UAGUGUAUCAUUGGCAGUUGUAUGGCUAAUUACUGAGCUCAAACUUUUAUUUAAAAAAAAGUAUUAUAAUAUUAAAGUUCAAUUUUAUAUAAAAUAUUGAAAAUCCAAUUCUGGAAGUUCAUUUCAUAAAAUUUUAACAUAAAAAAGCUUCAACUAAAAUAUGAGCGAAAAAAGUAAAUUGUGUUCAAACGAAAAGUGUUGUUUCAAUUCGUGGAAACAACACACUCACCGCAGGCAUGGAGAUCAACCAAAAAUAUUUUCGAAUAUUUUGGAAACUGUUGGACAUACGCCGUUGGUGAAGUUGAAUAAAAUUCCAAAAGAAGCUGGUUUGAAAUGCGACGUUUACGCAAAAGUCGAAUUUUUCAAUCCGGCUGGGUCGAUUAAAGACCGGAUGGCCUUCCGAAUGUUGGAAGAGGCUGAAGAGCAGGGUCGAUUAACACCCGGAAUAAGUACCGUCAUUGAACCAACUUCGGGCAAUACAGGAAUUGCACUUUCUCUAAUUUGCGCUGUUAAAGGUUAUAAAUGUAUUCUUGUGAUGGCGGAGAAAAUUUCACAAGAUAAAGAAUCAACGAUGAAAUUGCUCGGUGCCAAAAUUGUACGAACACCAAAUGGAAAAAAUGUUGACGAUCCCGAAAGUCCAUUUGAAGUAGCAAAACAAUUGAGCCAGAAAAUUCCAAAUUCAGUUAUUUUAGAUCAAUUUGUUAAUUCUUCUAAUCCGCUAGCUCACUAUGAUGGCACCGGCGAAGAAAUUUUACAGCAAUGUGAUGGCCAGGUCGAUAUGGUAGUCAUUGGAACUGGCACUGGUGGGUCAAUAACCGGAAUUGGCUAUAAAGUAAAGGAAAAGUGUCCAAAUUGCGAAAUCAUUGGUGUUGAUCCAUUGGGUUCAACCCUUGCCUUACCUGAGUCAAUUAAUAAAACUGAUGUAACAUUUUGGGAGGUAGAAGGAAUUGGUUAUAAUUACGUUUUCGAAACUUUGCAUCGUCAACAUAUUGAUCGAUGGAUUAAAGUUAAUGACAAAACCACUAUGCAAAUGGUUCGAAAUUUGAUUCGAAAAGAAGGUAUUUUGGCUGGUGAAAGCAGUGGCGCUAUACUUGCUGGCGCACUCGAAGCUGCCAAAGAAUUGAAAGAGGGACAGAAAUGUGUGGUCAUAAUGCCAGACGGAAUCAGAAAUUACAUGUCAAAAUUCGUAACUGAGAGUUGGAUGGAAGCAAGAGGAUACAAGGACGUCGUAGAUGAACACAAUCAUUGGUGGUGGCAUCAUACAGUUGCUGAUCUAAAGUUGACUAAAUCGAAAACAAUCAAAUCUGACACAACUUGUAAAGAUGCCCUGGAGUAUUUAACAGCCAAUGGAUUGCAACAAGUACCAGUGGAAAAUAAUGAUGGCUCGUUGGCGGGAUUCAUUGACUUAAAGUACUUGACAAAAAAGAUUGUUAGCUUGAAUUAUCAACUUGAAGACACAGUUAAGGCAGCCGUAUUUGAAAAGUUCUAUCGCGUGACUGUGGACAGUUCUUUGGGUCUAGUCUCCCGACUUUUGGAAACUGAGGGAUUUGUGGCCGUUGUUGAUGGCCCCAAUCGCAUAUUCAGUGUUAUAAAUCAUUCUCAACUACUCAAUUUCAUUGCAAACCGAUCAAAACCAUAGAACCAUUGUACAAGUGUACAUACAAAUACUUUCUUCAACAGAUUGAUAGAUAUUGUGUAUUUCUUUUUUUUUAUUUUGAAUUUAUUAUUUUUUGCAUCAAUUAAAAGAUUGUCAAGAAAUCGACCUCAAAAAAAGUGCUUUACAUCGAUAUUUCAAAUUGCAUAAAUUAAAUUAUUGGAAUGUACAAUUUUAGAAGUAUCUGAUAUAAGUUUAUUAAAUAAAAGUCUGAAAGUAAAUCAUAUA